CUAUUACGAGUGGGCGGGCUUGGUGGAAACAGGAAGCGUGACGUAACAUUUGUUUUGGGAAAACCGUCGUAGAAGUCUAGACUAGUAACACACGAUGAGCGAUUCAAGAAUGGAGCAAAACGGUGAUGAUUACAAGCUGAUAUUUGAGAAGGAGGGGGUCUACCUACAUACUAACGUCAAGAGGAGCAACCAGGACACCAGCAUCCCGGGUUUCAUACGCAUUGUGGAGCGGGCUGGCUUGCCAGCCUUAGAGUGGAGUCCUCUGGAAGAUGCGGGCCGCAGCGCUCCUGCUGUGCUUUACUCCAAAAAGGAUGGCGAAGGAGGAGGCGAGGAGGACACCAAGUUUGAUCCCGGCUACGAGCCAGACUGGGCUGUCAUCAGCACGGUGAAAAAAGAUCGGGCGCCUGUCCCCGUCCGAGAGACAGGUCAGUGGUCAUUCUCGCUGCCGCUGUCGGAGCUCUACUCACUGCGCAGGGCCCGCUUCUCUCUGGGCCGCAACUUCCUGGUGCUGACCAGCAGGGGGGGGCACCCGCUGCCUCCCUUGCACUUCCACCGAGGGGGCAGUCGUGAGCUGCUGCGCGCCCUCUGCCACUACGUCGUCCUGGACCAGUCCCCGGUGGACGGACGUCUUUUUCUGGCGUACCCGCAAGACCCUGGCGCGCUUUCCCAGUCCUUUGACAAGCUGCACCUCUUUGAUGACGGAGGCGCUGAUCUCGUGUCUCGAUUCAUCCAUGACCCCUAUGCAACGACCUUUGGCGGCUUCUCCAAGGUCACCAACUUCUUCAAGGAUGCCCUGCGGCCGCCUGAGCCACGUGACGCCCGCAGUCCAAGAUCGGCCCCGCAGCUGGACGAGGAGCCCGGCUUUGAGCUCAUCACAUGUGGGGUGGAACUCGGGCCCAAGCCGGUGGUCAGCAGGGGGCGCCCUCUGGAUGAGUGGGAGGUCUUUCUGGAUCAUGAGGGGCGCAUCACGGACCCCGAGCAUGUCAAAGAACUGGUCUUCAGGGGGGGUAUCACACCGACGCUCAGGAAGGAAGUGUGGAAGUUCCUGCUGGGCUUUUACCCAUGGAGCAGCACCCACAGCCAACGGGAGGAGAUCCUACGUCUCAAGACGGACGAGUACUUUCGGAUGAAGAUGCAGUGGAAGUCGGUCAGCGAGGAACAGGAGAUGAGGAAUUCGCUUCUCAGGGGCUACCGCAACCUGAUUGAGCGCGAUGUGAACAGGACAGACCGACACAACACGUUUUUCUCUGGCAACGACAACCCCGGCCUGGCGCUGCUCCACGACGUGCUGAUGACCUACUGCAUGUACAACUUUGACCUUGGCUACGUGCAGGGGAUGAGCGACCUGCUGUCUCCUCUGCUGUUUGUCACGCAGAACGAAGUGGAGUCCUUCUGGUGCCUGACUGGAUUCAUGGAGAUGGUGCACCACAACUUCGAGGAGUCGCAGGAGGCCAUGAAGCAGCAGCUCCUUCAGCUCAGCGUCCUGCUGAAAGCUCUAGACCCGGAGCUCUGCGACUUCCUGGACUCCCAGGACAGCGGCUCGCUUUGCUUCUGUUUCCGGUGGCUGCUCAUCUGGUUCAAGAGGGAGUUCUCCUUUGAGGACAUCCUCAUAUUGUGGGAGGUUCUGUGGACUCGCCUUCCCUGCCCCAACUUUCACCUUCUGAUCGCUUGCGCUAUCCUGCAGUCGCAGAGAGGCGAGCUGAUUGGCUCAGAUCACGACUUCAACACUAUUCUCAAGCACAUUAAUGAGCUGACAAUGAGGUUGGACCUGCAGAGCACUCUGCGAGAUGCAGAGGCCAUCUACCUACAGCUGCUCCAGUGCAAGGAUUUGCCCCUGAAGGUCCAGGAGGUUUUAGGUGCAUACGUGCCAUCCAGCUCCUCGUCCGACGACGACAGCCCAGACUUUGAGUGCGGCGAUACACGGCAUUCCCCCGGCCAAGCACAAGCCGGCGCGGCGUCACGUGACACCACCCCCUAAGAAAACCCAACCAGCUGACAUGAAGAUAUUUAUCUGAGUUGUGUAUUAACCGUAAGCUCGAGGGGACGCUGUAAUACAAUGUGUUGGCAGCAGGGGGCGACGUGAAGGCCGUCACUGCGCCCAUCUUCCUCCUCCUCUUCCUCCUUUUGUUUGAUGCUGCUCUCUUUUUACAUUUUACACUAAGUUGUUUUUCACCUGCUGCAGCCACCCGACUAAAAAAAGGGAAGAAAAUGAAGGGUGUUUUUUGUCGUGUGUGUAAGGUCGCCCUCCCUGACAGGCAGCCCUAUGCAACAUGGUCUCCUUUUAACCUUUGUACUGGUUCCAUCUGCUCAUUAGUACCAAAUAAAAGGAUAAUGAAGAACUA
Molecule: messenger RNA, 2342 nt
Organism: Syngnathus acus (greater pipefish)
Lineage: Eukaryota; Metazoa; Chordata; Actinopteri; Syngnathiformes; Syngnathidae
Gene: tbc1d17
Product: TBC1 domain family, member 17
Exons: 17
Coding region: 95-1978 (627 amino acids)
Biological process (GO): activation of GTPase activity
Molecular function (GO): GTPase activator activity
Source: RefSeq, a predicted model, not a curated record